Maudiozyma saulgeensis is the source of this 1224-nucleotide messenger RNA. NCBI's taxonomy places the organism in Eukaryota, Fungi, Ascomycota, Saccharomycetes, Saccharomycetales, Saccharomycetaceae. The record is from the annotation of a GenBank genome assembly.
AUGGAGUCUAAUAGUGUUGCCAAUGCAAGUGAUUUUCAACCUCAAAGUUGGCAAAUUUCUUCAAAUGAGGCGUUAAAGAUUUCAUUAAUUGAGAAAGACACUGAAGCUGGAGCCAUUCAAUUUUCACCAUUAUAUACAUAUCCAAUAUUUGGUGAUGAAGAAAUGAUUUAUGGUUAUAAAGAUUUAGUAAUUCAUUUAGUAUUUGAUUCAAUAACAUAUAAACCAUUUUUAAAUGUUAAAUAUUCCGAAAAAUUAAAUGAUGAUAUCAAUCCAGAAAAGGAUAUUAUUAAUAAAAUUAUACCAUUUUUACCAAAGGAUGACUAUAUUUUAAAAGAUGAAUUAAAAUGGGUUGAUUCAUUUACACAAGAGAGAAAAAAUUUUAAUAUAAUGUCAUCUUUUGAAAAAAUUGAUGAAUAUACAAAAGAUAGUAAUAAAUUUGGAAUAUAUCGUGUCCCAAUUGGUGAAAUCAUUCAAACAAAUAAAGAAUCAUCAAUAGUUAAAUUUUGGGAAAGAAUUCAAAUUUUUACAUUAUUAUUUAUUGAAGCCGCUACCUAUUUAAAUUUACAAGAAGAACCACGUUGGGUAAUAUAUUUAAUAUUUAAUGAACAAGAUAAGAAUUUAAUUGGUUUUGCGACAACGUAUAGUUAUUGGGAUUAUCAAGGUUUUCAAAAUUUUGAUAAAACAUCUUCAAAUAUUCAAUUUAAUGAAAAGAUAUCUCAAUUUUUAAUCAUACCGCCAUAUCAAGGAAAGGGUCAUGGUUCAACAUUAUAUCAAUCAUUAUAUUCAUAUUGGAAUAAACAGAGCAAUGUUAGUUGUAUUACUGUUGAAGAUCCAAAUGAACAAUUUGAUGAUUUAAGAGAUUAUAAUGAUUUAAAGAUAUUACAAGAAAAUAAAUUUUUUCAAGAUUUAAUUGAAUAUUGUUCCAAGGAUAAAGAUGAUAAAAAUUUUUUUAUUAAUGAAGAAUGGAUUGAAACUCAACGUCAUAAAUAUAAAUUUGAGAAAAGACAAUUUCAAAGAUUGAUUGAAAUGAUUUUGUUAGUUGAAAAUAAGACAAUGAUAAAUUUAUUUAAGAGACAAGUUAAGAGACGUAUUUGGAUUAAAAACUAUGAUUCAUUAUUUGAAAUUGAAGAUGAAGAUCAAAAAUUUAAAGCAAUUGAUGAUUCAUAUUUAUUAGUGAAACAAGAUUAUGAACGUAUCUUAAAGACAUGCAAAUAUAUUGAUUAA